Molecule: messenger RNA, 1851 nt
Organism: Aspergillus saccharolyticus JOP 1030-1
Lineage: Eukaryota; Fungi; Ascomycota; Eurotiomycetes; Eurotiales; Aspergillaceae
Product: flavin-containing monooxygenase
Exons: 1
Coding region: 131-1588 (485 amino acids)
Molecular function (GO): NADP binding; flavin adenine dinucleotide binding; N,N-dimethylaniline monooxygenase activity
Source: RefSeq, a predicted model, not a curated record
GAAUUACCGAGGGAGGGGAGGGGGCCAUGUGAGUCAAGUUCGAGAUCAUUAUAUUCUUUCUGCUCCUGCAUUACAGCUCCUCGUAAUGUCAUCUUCUUCACCAUACGACGACCUUUUAUAAUAGGCAACCAUGGAGGAACAAUUUGAUGUUCUCAUUAUUGGGGCGGGAAUAUCUGGAAUCAAUGCCGCCUAUCGCCUGCAGUCACAGUUCCCUCACUAUCGCUAUGCCAUUCUAGAGGCACGCGACCAGCUUGGAGGCACUUGGGACCUCUUCAAGUAUCCUGGAAUUCGCUCCGAUUCGGACCUCUUUACCUUUGGCUUCGCCUGGUAUCCUUGGGAUCAAGACAAUCCGAUCGCUGAGGGCUCAUCAAUCAUCGAAUAUCUUCAUCGCGCCACAGCCAGUAAGGGCAUCGACCAGCGCAUCCGAUAUCAACAUCGUCUGCUUGGCGCCGACUGGUCCUCGUUGGAACAACGCUGGUUGUUGGCUGUAGAGCAUGCAGGUCACUCCCAAGCAAUGUCGGCUCGGUUCAUCAUCUUUGGCACUGGCUAUUACGACUACCAGCGGCCUUUAGAGGCGGAUAUCUCAAAUCUGACCCAGUUCAACGGCCAAGUCAUCCAUCCACAGUUCUGGCCCGAGGACCUGGAUUACAGCGAGAAGCGCGUUGUUAUCAUUGGUAGCGGCGCGACAGCAAUCACACUGCUCCCCAAGAUGGCUGAAAAGGCGGCGCGUGUGACCAUGUUGCAGCGCAGUCCAACUUAUAUUCUGUCCUUGCCAAACCGUCAACGCUCACCCCUUCGAUUCAUUCUGCCGACAGCUUGGUCCCGCCAACUGCAGCGUAUUCUUUGGCUGUUCACUGCGCGGUUUUUCUUUCUCUUUUGCCAGACUUGUCCGACUGCCGCGCGUGCCAUCUUACGCCUGCAAGUCAGUCAACAGCUACCCCAAACGGUGCCUCUUAAUCCACACUUCCUCCCAUGCUAUAACCCCUGGGAUCAGAGGUUGUGUGUCUGUCCCGACGGAGAUUUCUUCAAAGCGUUGCAUCACGGGGUGGCAGAUGUCCGGACCGACACCAUCAAGACCGUCACCGCAACGGGGAUUCAACUAGAGUCCGGAAAUACACUUGAUGCGGACAUCAUCGUCACUGCAACCGGACUACGUCUGCAGGUAGCGGGCGGCGCCUCCAUAACGGUCGAUGGCAUCCCACAGCACUUAUCGCAGAAGUUCCUUUGGCGCGGGAUCAUGAUGCAAGACCUCCCCAACGCUGCUUUUGUUCUAGGAUAUACCAACGCUUCAUGGACACUUGGGGCCGAUGCUACUGCCCGGUUUCUGUGUCGCCUCUUACGCGAGCUGGACUCGCGUGGACAGGCUGCUGCUGUGCCGCGGUUGCGCCCCAAUGAAGCCCAGAAACUGCAGCCAAAACCGUUAAUGAACCUUAAUUCGACGUAUGUGCUGCGCGCAGCGGAAACUCUGCCCAAGACUGCAGAUCAGGGUCCGUGGGUGCGACGGGACAAUUAUUUGCAGGACCUAUGGUUUGCGAAGUUUGGAAGCUUGGAGGGACUGGAGUUCGGCGAGACCAAGAAGGCGCAAUGAAUUAGGGCUGGAUUAUUGUACCUAUGUUCCGGUUUUUGUCGCGAUCAUUUAUUUUCGAUUCUUCAUAGAUAAGAUUCUCAGGCUCGUCGUGUAUGAUGUGACCGAUGUGUGUUUCGAGCGAAGCGGUCACUUGGGUUUUUGAGAGAAUUGCGCUGCAAGGCCCAGCUGACCGAUGCCGGGAGACUGAUCAAGCCUUUGUCAAACCGAUGUCUAUGAUGUAUGCCACGAUUUCAAUUUCCUAUCUGAGCUAGUUCACAACGCUG